CCACAAGCUCGCUGCUAAGUCUUCCGUGCUGCACGCUUCCGCCAAGUCGCGUGGUUCCGGCACCGCCGUUUGGCGUCUUCUGAGGGGCUUCGAGCCAAUUCUCUGCACUCGACGGCAUCGCUGUCCACAGCCUAUCUAGAGUUCUGCAUAUUCCAAAGCACCAGAGGCGGCACACACCACACUUCCAUCGCAGCGCAAUCUCACCACCCCGCCUCUUGACCCCCCGCGAGGACCCCUCGUUUCCUCAUACUUACCCGCAACAGCCAUCAGCAAGCCCCAGCGAUGGCGGAAAACGAGGUGGACUUGGACUCCAUCAUAGACAGGCUCCUGGAGGUGAGAGGAAGCAGACCUGGAAAGCAAGUGCAGCUCCUGGAGACCGAGAUCCGAUAUCUGUGCACCAAGGCCCGAGAAAUCUUCAUCUCGCAGCCCAUACUCUUGGAGCUAGAGGCCCCGAUAAAGAUCUGUGGCGAUAUACACGGCCAGUACUAUGACCUCCUCCGUCUGUUCGAAUAUGGCGGGUUCCCGCCGGAAGCAAACUACCUCUUCCUUGGCGACUACGUGGAUAGAGGCAAGCAGUCUCUCGAGACCAUCUGCCUGCUUCUCGCGUACAAGAUCAAGUACCCGGAAAAUUUCUUCAUCCUCCGCGGUAACCACGAAUGCGCCUCGAUCAACCGCAUCUACGGCUUCUACGAUGAGUGCAAGCGCCGAUACAACAUCAAGCUAUGGAAGACCUUCACAGACUGCUUCAACUGCCUCCCAAUCGCUGCCAUCAUUGAUGAAAAGAUCUUCACCAUGCAUGGAGGUCUGAGCCCAGAUCUCAAUUCCAUGGAGCAGAUUCGUCGUGUCAUGAGACCCACCGAUAUCCCGGAUUGCGGCUUGCUCUGUGAUCUCCUCUGGUCGGAUCCUGACAAGGACAUUACCGGCUGGAGCGAGAACGACAGAGGUGUCUCCUUCACCUUCGGCCCCGACGUCGUCUCCCGCUUCCUUCAAAAACAUGACAUGGACCUUAUCUGCCGUGCCCAUCAAGUCGUCGAAGAUGGAUACGAAUUCUUCUCGAAGAGGCAGCUCGUGACGCUCUUCAGCGCUCCGAACUAUUGUGGCGAAUUCGACAAUGCGGGUGCAAUGAUGAGCGUGGACGAGAGUCUGCUCUGCUCCUUCCAGAUCCUCAAGCCCGCGGAGAAAAAACAAAAGUACGUCUACGGUGGUCUUGGUAGUAACCGACCCGUCACUCCUCCUCGAAAGCAAAAGCAGAAGAAGUAGCACACUAUAGCAGAUAAAACAAUUACGAACUCCUCGUGCAGCAGGUUCGGGCGUCGAUAGACAUACCCACAUCGUUAUUAAGCGCCACCUCCGAUCGUCGCCAUAGG
Molecule: messenger RNA, 1367 nt
Organism: Mytilinidion resinicola
Lineage: Eukaryota; Fungi; Ascomycota; Dothideomycetes; Mytilinidiales; Mytilinidiaceae
Product: Metallo-dependent phosphatase
Exons: 5
Coding region: 283-1260 (325 amino acids)
Cellular component (GO): cytoplasm; nucleus
Molecular function (GO): protein serine/threonine phosphatase activity
Source: RefSeq, a predicted model, not a curated record